Gastrolobium bilobum is the source of this 1214-nucleotide messenger RNA. Its product is annotated as peroxidase 4-like. The record is from RefSeq and is a predicted model, not a curated record. The coding region runs from base 26 to 1024 and encodes 332 amino acids. Gene Ontology annotation, biological process: response to oxidative stress; hydrogen peroxide catabolic process. Gene Ontology annotation, molecular function: peroxidase activity; heme binding. NCBI's taxonomy places the organism in Eukaryota, Viridiplantae, Streptophyta, Magnoliopsida, Fabales, Fabaceae. The transcript is spliced from 4 exons.
AUCUUCUGAAUCUUUACUUAGCAAGAUGGCACUUUCUUCUUCUCCAUCUUCUUCUUUCUCAUCAUCUUCAGCAGCCAUGUUUGCUUUAGCUUUUUUCAUGCUUUUGCUUGCAGGGAGUUCUUCGGCUCAACUCUCUGAGAACUUCUAUGUUAAGAAGUGUCCAAAGGUUUUUAACGCUGUAAAAUCUGUUGUUCAAUCUGCUGUGGCUAAAGAACCUCGCAUGGGAGCAUCUCUCCUUCGAGUCUUCUUUCAUGAUUGCUUUGUCAAUGGUUGUGAUGGAUCAGUACUACUUGAUGACACUUCCUCCUUCAAAGGAGAGAAGACUGCACCUCCCAACAAAAAUUCUUUGAGAGGUUAUGAAGUCAUUGAUGCCAUAAAGUCUAAGGUGGAGGCAGCAUGCCCCGGUGUGGUGUCAUGUGCUGAUAUUGUAGCCAUUGCUGCUCGUGACUCUGUUGCAAUUCUUGGAGGACCUUAUUGGAAGGUUAAACUUGGUAGAAGGGAUUCCAAGACAGCCAGUUUCAAUGAUGCAGGAAGUGGUGUAAUUCCACCUCCCUUUUCUACCCUUAGCAACCUUAUCUCAAGGUUUCAAGCUCAAGGACUCUCUACCAAGGACAUGGUUGCCUUAUCUGGAGCCCACACAAUUGGGAAGGCAAGAUGUGCUACUUACAAAGAUCGCAUAUACAAUGACACAAACAUAAACAGUUUAUUUGCUACGUCAAGGAAGAGGAACUGUCCAAGGAAAAGUGGGUCAGAAAGAGACAACAAUGUAGCAUACCUAGACUUCAAAACUCCAAACCAUUUUGAUAACUACUACUACAAGAACCUUAUCAACAAAAAGGGACUCCUUCAUUCAGACCAGGUGCUCUUCAGCGGAGGAUCUACUGAUUCAAUUGUUGCAGCUUACAGCAAUAAUCAGAAGGCCUUCGAGUCUGAUUUUGUUAGAGCAAUGAUUAAGAUGGGAAACAUCAAACCUUUAACUGGGUCUAAAGGGGAGAUUAGGAAGCACUGUGGGAGAGUCAAUUAGAGGACACAGAGAGAUAUAAUCAAGUAAAUUGUCUGUGUGGUAUGUGUGUAUACCCCAAAAGUGGGGGAGUUCAUCUGUUAACUAGGUGUUUUCUUGUGCCUUCAAAAAUUGUUUUGUUGUGAAGCUCAACAUAAAUUUUAAUGCAGUCAUUAAUGUAAGCAAUAAAUUGCAAAGUUUGUUUUGACAGAUA